AUGGCUGAUAAUGGUAGUGCCAAAGGGGGAACUGGCGCCUAUACAAUUAAUCUUGAGAACUUCAGUAAGCGGCUGAAGGUAUUCUAUGACCAUUGGAAGGAGCACAAGUCUGAUCUUUGGAGGUCCUCGGAUGCUAUUGUCAUUGCUACUCCAGCACUUGACGCCCCUCCGCAUUUGAAAUCUGUAGCCCUGGAGAUUUGGUUACUUGGAUAUGAAUUUCCAGAAACAAUAAUUGUCUUCAUGAAGAAUCAAAUACAUGUUUUAUGCAGUCAGAAGAAAGCAAAACUUAUCGGGACCCUCGAGAAGGCUGCAAAUGAGGCUGUUGGUGCGGACAUUGUGUUGCAUGUGAAAACGAAGAAUACUGAUGGUUCUGACUUGAUGGAUGACAUAGUGCGGGCUGCUCAGACUCGAUCGAAAUCAGACAAGCCAGUUGUUGGACACAUUGCCAAGGAGGUAGAUGGGGGUAAACUGCUUCAAACAUGGGCAUCAAAGUUAUCUUCGUACGGCAUACGACCUUCAGAUGUAACAAAUGGCUUCUCUGAGCUCUUCGCUGUGAAGGACACCACAGAGAUCACAUGUGUUAAAAAGGCUGCUUACUUAACUUCAUCUGUUCUGGAAAAUUUCGUGGUUCCAAAGCUCAUGAAGGUUAUCACGGAGGAGGAGAAAGUCUCGCACUCAUUGCUGAGGGAUGAGACAGUGAAGGCUAUUCUUGAUCUGCUCAAGAUCAAGGUGAAGUUGAAUCCUGAUAAUGUGGAUAUAUGCUAUCCUCCGGUCUUUCAGAGUGGGGGUAAGUUUGAUCUCAAGUCUAUAUGCUAUCCUCCGGUCUCUCAGAGUGGGGGUAAGUUUGAUCUCAAGCCUGGUGCAUCUAGCAAGGACGAGUACUUGUAUUAUGAUUCAGCAAGUGUUAUCAUCUGUGCAAUUGGUUCCAAAUACAGUAACUAUUGUUCAAAUGUUGCUCGGACAUAUCUUAUUGAUGCUAGCCCUGCGCAGAGUAAAGCUUAUGAGACCCUCUUGAAAGCUCAUGAAGCUGCUGUUGGGAAGGUGAAACCAGGCAGUCAGAUGAGUGCGGUUUAUCAAGCUGCAAGGGCAGUGAUUGAGAGGGAUGCCCCUGAACUACUUCCUAAUCUAACAAUGUCAGCUGGAAGUGGAAUAGGCCUUGAAUUCCAAGAAUCUGUCCUAAAUCUGAAUGCCAAUAAUGAUGGUAGGGUAAAACAGGGAAUGGUUUUUAAUGUCUUCCUUGGUUUGCAUAACAUCCAGGCAGAAACCACUACCGCAGAGAAGACAAAGCAGUUUUCACUGUUGUUAGCUGAUACAGUUUUAGUCAACGAAAGAGGACCGUCGAUCUUAACAGCACCUUGCUCCAAGGCAGUCAAAGAUGUUGCUUAUCAGUUCAUCAAAGAUGCAGUUAAGAUGGAGUGUAUGAAAAAGAUUAUGAAUAUGAAAGAGAAUAUCAGAAACAUUUGUAUCUUUGGUCCAGGUCAAGCCAAUAUUGUUAAAGCACUAUCAUCUGAUCCUACACUUUUGGCUCCUGAAAUGAUGAGUGAUGCAAUUGCUAGAGGAGAUGAACCUGUGGCAUUAUACUACAGACUGGAUAAAGGUCACAGAGAUACGUUUCUAGUGAAUGUCACCCAGUGUCCUGAAGUUACUGAUUCAUCAAUGGAGUUUAAUGCUUCACUCUCCAUUGUGGAUAGAGCAUUAAUCAGAGUUGAGUUAAACGAAGGGUUUACUCUCCAGUGUGAAAGUUUUCUUCGCCAAGCACUCUAUGAGAAUAAUCUGCUUGAUGAUGUCACAUUUGAUCCCCGGAAAGCAAAUGUAUGUUUCUCUUCCUCUUCUUCUGGAUGGGCAUUUACCUUGAAUGACCUUGCAAGGUUUUGGUCACCAAUACUUGGUGUGGACCACUCUCUGUUGGUGGAAAGGUUAUGGGGCGAAAAUUUCUAUGAUCUAGAAAGUAAGAAAUGGAGUAAAGUGCACACUGAAACCUCAAAGCGAGGUUUUCCACACUUUUGCAUUAACCUCAUCAUGAUCAUCUAUCAGCGCUGCCUCAAAGGUGACCAGGGGAAGAUUGAAGCACUCUUCUUUGGUGAUACAAUUAAAGAUCAACAACAAUUUGUGGGAAAAGUCGGAAUUUCUCUUUAUAAGGAGUUCAUUAAGAAAUUUCUACCAGCCGAGAGUGGUCCACACCAAGUAUUGGUGACCAAAACCUUGCAAGGUCAUUCAAGGUUCCCUGAAGGUAACUCUAAAAUCCAUCUAACUGCCCUAGAAAAUGUUGGGAAGGAAGGCGGUAUUGUUUUGACUACAUAUGAGACUAUCCGCGACCAUAAGCAGAAAAUAUCAGAUAAGCUUGGUACUGUAGACUACAUCUUCGCAGAUGAAGGUCACAGAAUAAAAAACAAAGCCGGGAAGGCUUCCAAAGCACUUAAGGGGAUCAGAUGUGACCACAGAAUUGUGGUCACAGGGACACCUAUACAAAAUAAUUUGAUGGAAUUUUAUUCCUUAAUGAAAUUCUGCAAUCCAACAUUGCUGGGCAAUAAGGAGGAAUUUAAGGAGACUUUCUUAGUACCUAUCGAUCGUGGAAAGUUCAAAGGAUCAACUCCUAGUGUGAGACGAAAAGCCAUUGAGAGUUCAGAGGACUUGAACAAAUUGGUUUCUCCAUUUGUUUUACGAAGAAGCAAAAUGACUUUGAAGGAUUCAGGCAGGAUAAAGGCCAACAAGUAUGAGGUGAUUGUCUGGGUGAAAAUAAGCGCUCAUCAGGCUAACCUUUAUGAGGCCCUCAUGGUUGACCCCAAUCCCAGGUCGAGGAAACAUGGUGGAGCUUUUGAAAUUUCAAAAGUGGCAAAAAGCCUUUGUUUGGAUCCCAGUAUCGUUGGAAUGACAAGCGCCAAGAAUAUUUCACAACAAUUUAAGCGCACCUUAGUGAAGACAAUCAACACAUCAACUAGAGAGCUAACUUCAAGUAAAUUGAGCUUUCUUCUAUACUUCCUGCCUCUUCUCCUGAAUGAUAAACUCAAAAUUCUUGUGUUUUCGACCUCUCCGGAAAUGCUACAAGUCCUUGAGGAAGCUUUAUCUGCCAAAAUCAAUGAAGAGAUUAUAAGGAUGGAUGGGACCAUGAGUUGCGAAGACAGAGUCGAGCUUAUUGAGAAUUUUCAACGGAAGGAUGGACCACCUAUAUUCCUUCUUACUACGAAAGUAGGCGGAGUGGGAAUUACCUUAACUGCAGCAUCCCGGGUUGUAAUAAUAGAUCCUUCAGAUAACCCAUGUGAUGAUAAUCAAGCGGUUGAUAGAGCGUACAGGAUCGGACAAGUAAGGGUUGUAAUUGUGUAUCACCUAAUCACUUGUGGGACCAUAGAAGAACAUACGUAUAGGCGACAGACUUUAAAACUUGAAACUUCAGAUGAUGUUCUGGAAGGAACCCAAGUUAUGGAUAAUUCAGGCAAAACAUGCAGUAAACCAAUAGUAUCCAGCAAAACUAGGAGUUCUUGGGCACAUGAAGAUAAACCUUUGUUCCUGCAAGAACUUAGAGAUGUUAGGACACACUUUGCAGUUGCUAUUGGGUGUGAGAAAUGGUUGCCAGGGGGCAGAAAGUUUUAUGCACUUGGCAUUGCAGCAAUUUGCUGGGCCAUUUGGAAAGCCCGUGACAAGACUUGUUUUGGUGGCAAGUUGUUAAAGAAUCCUAUUGAGAUCUUAUGCCAUCCAUGUGCUAUUCCACAGGAGGAUGACCAAGAUGGGGAUGACGAUUAG
This is a messenger RNA of Miscanthus lutarioriparius, 3738 nucleotides long. The record is from the annotation of a GenBank genome assembly. Lineage: Eukaryota; Viridiplantae; Streptophyta; Magnoliopsida; Poales; Poaceae.